Pyricularia grisea is the source of this 5424-nucleotide messenger RNA. RefSeq lists its product as uncharacterized. Lineage: Eukaryota; Fungi; Ascomycota; Sordariomycetes; Magnaporthales; Pyriculariaceae. Bases 1 to 5424 code for a protein of 1807 amino acids. The transcript is spliced from 4 exons. Gene Ontology annotation, molecular function: protein binding. The record is from RefSeq and is a predicted model, not a curated record.
AUGGAAGGGAUUGGUCUUGCGGCGAGUAUUAUUGGCAUUGUAGAGACGUCUUGGAAAAUCAAGAACUACAUUGGCAGUAUCAAGAAUAGUGCCAAGUCUCGGCUGCUUCUCCUAGAGGAAAUAACACUCACUUGGCUGAUUUACCAGCGGCUUGAGGGAGAGAUCGACCUUACCAAAGGAGAGCUGGCGGAUGAAACUUGGGUCCAACCACUCAAAGCCCUUGAUGGAUCCGACGGCAUCGCCUCUCAGGUUCGCGAGCAGCUGGAAGAGAUCAGUUCCCGACUCAAUAUACCUGAAGGCCGGUUUCAGAAGGUCAUGGCGAACCUACGGUGGCCCUUUCAGGAGAAAGAGGCCAUGAAAAUAGUCGAACGACUCCACCGGCUAAAGGAAACUACGAUAAUGCUCAUCCAGCAGUCUAGCUUCCGACUGACCCAGGAUCUUCUUCACAACCUAAGCAAUGUCAACACUGUUCUUGGCGACACACAAUUCACCAAGCUACUGGCCUGGCUCACUCCACUCAACUUUGUUCGCAAGCAGGAAGAAGUCCUUGGCGCCGCUGAUCCUUACAGCUGCGAUCUCCUAGCAUUCAGUCCCUUUCGACGAUGGCAAGAGGGCCAGUUGAGAUCAUUGUGGUGUUAUGGUGUUCCAGGUGCCGGCAAAUCGGUUGCCGCUGCGUCGGUCUACGCGCAUCUUGUCAGGCAGUACAAGGAAGAAAACGUAGCGGUGGUGAUUGCCUUUUGCAGUUUCGACCAUGAGAAGUCACUGUCUCCUCAGAACGUUGUUGCUAGCUUGAUGAAGCAAAUUCUGCAGAGACGGGGGAGUCAGCAUGUUCCAUCGAAACUGACCGAGGAAUACACACGCGCUACAACGACCAAGGAUGGACAACCAUUAAGCUUAGCGGCUGCGACUGAGUUCCUCAAGGACGAGCUUCAGGAAUUCGACGAGACUUACGUUAUUCUUGAUGGCCUUGAUGAAGUGCGUGGCAAUGAUAGGGCGUCUAUGGUUGAGGCCCUCCAUGGUAUCAAGGCUGGGGUCAGGAUUAUCAUCACCUCUCGUUACUUGCAAGAUAUCCUUGAAGCCUUUGGGAAAACGCAGGUUUGCCAAAGCUGCCGCAAGGAAGACAACGAAGCCAAAGCCUACUGGCGAAGCAGAGACAGUGCGACAUAUGUCGUGUGCGAUAGUUGCCACUCAGCUAGAAUUCUGAGUGGUACAAACGAGCAUCAGACCUUGAGAGAACUGAAGUGGGCCAAGUUGAAGUACCGACCAAGUGCGAAAGGAAUAAGAGCCUAUGUAUCAACAAGACUGGACUCGGACAGGAGACUACGAAACCUCCUUGGGCCUGACUCUGGUGAAGAAGAGCUCAGAGCGCUGGCAAUUAACACAGUUACUUCAAAGGCUGAAAAUAUCUUUCUCUUGGCACGCCUUCAUGUUGACUCCCUCUCCGAGUGUUUAACGGUUGGCGACUUGGAGCGAACAUUGAACUGUUUGACCGGAGACCUAGAUCAGAUGUACUCCGAGAGCCUAAAGCGAAUGGAACGAGGCCUGACCAGCCGGAAGCAUAAAGAGCUCCUUGACAAGCUUUUGACUUGGAUCGCUUGGGGUCAAAGGCCUCUGAGUGUCGCUGAGCUAGGCCACGCUCUCUACGUUUACGCAGGAAUCCAGGACAUCAGGGAUCGAGACAUUCUACCUGUCCGAGAAAUCACCGCAUGGAGCGCGGGACUACUGUUUGUUGACAGCAACGAUCGCGUGCGGGUCAUCCAUCCUACAACCAGUCGCUUUUUCGUCGAAAGAAGAAAUAAGCUCUAUCCUCAAGGCGACCGGAUUAUUGCUCAUGACUGUAUCAAUUACAUGAAGAUGGUUGGUCUUACAACCGCCUACUCCGGCCCUGACGAGAGGAUUCAGUUUAUGCUCCGUUGCAGGAGGUACCCUCUGAUCAAGUAUGCGGUGGAACAUGCCUUCAAACAUGUUGCCAGAAGUGAAGAAAAGGAUGACGACGACAGAGUGGUGCUGUUUCUUUUGAACGAAGCCAAUAGGAAAUCCUUCGUCCAGGCGCUCUAUUACCUAGACAAGAAGUGGAGCAUCAACGGGGAUGUGUCUGCUCUACAUCUUGCCGUCCACCAUGGCCUUGUUGAUGUCGUGGAGCGUCUCAUAGAAGAAGGCGGGGAUGUCGACAGCCAGGACAUUUAUGGGGCGACACCGCUGAUGUACGCUGCGAACCGCGGCGACGAAGCGCUCCCUGAGUUGAAAAGUCUCCUCAAGGCCGGAGCUGACGCGGCGAUUCAGUGCUCGGUCGGUUCAACGGCUCUCAUGCGAGCAGUGGCUUCGGGCGCCGAACGUUUCGUAACCCGGCUUUUGCGCCAGCCAGAUGUCAACAUCAACGCGGUUCCUUCCAAUGACAACUUCCUCCCAGCGCUUGUCGGGGCCAUCAAAACAUCUAAUGACGCCAUAUUGAAAAAGCUGCUAUCGCACAAAGAUGUGGACGCCAACUUUACAGGGCAGGAUAGACCGAGUAUCCUUACGCCUCUGCAUUAUGCUGCGAUUCGGAACAAAGUUUCUGCCCUCAAGCUUUUGCUUAAGCAUAAGGACAUCAAAGUUGAUAUCCCAGACUCAAGUCAAGGGUGGACUCCUCUCUUUUAUAGUAGCACUAGUGAAGUUGCGGGGCUGCUCCUUGACCAUGGCGCCGAUAUUGAUUUCCAAGACAACUACAAGGGCACUGCACUUAUGCGUGCGGUGGACAACCACGCUCAGGAAGUGGUGGAGCUCCUAAUCAGACGCGGUGCAGACGUCAACCGUCAAGACAUGCUAGGUCGAACUGUGCUUCAUUCAGCGGCUGUGAAUAAUGCCUGGCAGGCCAUGGAAUAUAUUGUCAGGAAUGUUCCCAGUAUUGACAUCAACGCUCAGGGGCAGCAAGGGGAGACUGCCCUGCACGACAGCUGUGAAGGAAAUGAUAUCCGGGCGGUGAAGAUCCUUGUGAGCGCGGGAGCUCGCUGCGACAUCAGGAACAAGGACGGCAGGACAGCUCUGGAGAUUGCCGAGCUGAGGAAGAGCACUAGAAUCUCAGAGGUUCUCAAGAAAGCCAAGGGGUAUGACGGUACAGAUGGCAUGCAUAUCAAAAAGACGCUUGCGGAGGCUGUGGUUGCGGAUCCAGUCGACGUGCUACAGUUCAGAAUCGCGAACGCCAACAUCGACGACCUCCAUAAGUCCUCGGCAUUUCACGGUGCCCCUCUUCACCAGGCGUGCGAGUAUGGUCGUGCGGACGUUGCCAAGAUGCUUCUUGACGCUGGUAGUGAUACCGAGAUCAAGAACUCCUUCGACCGCACACCGAUCUUCAUGGCUAUAACAUUUGGCCACUUGGAGUGUGUCAAACUCCUCUUGAGCUAUGGCGCCGACGGUGAUGCGUCGCCUUUGACCAAUUUUUCGCUGUGGGAGUAUGCAUGGUCGCUUGGAUACAGAGAGAUCUCCAUGGAGCUGAUCGAAUACGGCGCACGCAUAGACAAUACCUCUGUGUAUAUGAGCGUACUGUUACUCCAGGCGGUAUAUGAUGAUAAUGUUGUAGUUGCAAGACGCCUCGUCGAGGCGGGCGCUUCGAUACACCAAAAGUUGAGUGGUGUCACGGCAAUGCAGUUGGCAGAUAUUGAAAAGUCGCGGGAGGUGCUAAAAUACUUUAGUGGACUAGGUGAUGAUGAUGGACGACGAAAAGGCCAAGUCCAUACCACGCACACCAACAUGGAGGAGGAGGAGGAGUCCUACCAGUUCAAGUUUCCUCCGGAGCUUCUUGAGCUCGUGGUGCAAUUCGCUAUCCCAGCGAGGUCAUUCAAGAGAGCACUCAGGCUGAGGCUCGUCAACCGGAAUUUCCAAUACAUCGUUGACAAAGAAAUGUUCCGCACGCGUCUGUUAGAUGGGCCACUCAGUAUUGUCUGCGAUGACCUUUUACACAACCCUGAAAAGGCCGAAUAUUACCGCAAUGGUGACCAUGAUACGCCGUGGUUCGCGUUGAUUAAACGCUACUAUGCCCAGCGCAUACUCCAUCAGCCAAACAUCACCGACCGGCGGUGCCCGGAUGUGUUAUUUCGCAAAGCUGUUGCCAUUCUGUGCAGGUAUAAAGGCAUCAAACAGGGUGAUGACACGGAUGCCGUGCUGUCUAUCACGACUACAGUGUGCCAAGUCGGAUUCUGGGAGAACUUUUGCUGCCUUCACAACCAGUAUCUUGGCUACUUCAACUACAGAAUGUUUGUGGGCACAGAAGCCUGCCGCGGUCUGCAAUAUUGUAACCCUCUGGCUCUGAAGCAUCUCCUGUUGAACGUGGCCUUGUACCUUGGCGACGUCGAUCUGAUCGCGCAGUUCUGGUACAUGGCGCCGCGGUACCCACCCCCAAACACUUCCGCCUUGCGAAAUCAGUACCCGUUCCACGGCCACCAGAUGAUCGCGUCGGCACAUGGCGGCCUCAAUGCUUUCAAACUGCUCAACUAUCUGGAAACUGGCAUCUACACAAAGAAGCAGUACGCCGAGGAGUUUUCCAACAACGUCAUCUUGAACCUGGUCGCCAACAUAUCCAAGCAAGGCGGCAGCACCAGACUCAUCCAUUUCCUGCUGGGCCUUGACAUGACAUGGAACCCUAACGGUUCCUGGUUUCACUGGCCGCUCAAGGAAGCGCUACUGCACGCCCACACGCCAGACGUGUUUGAGCACCUCGCUCCCCUGGGCGGACCCCAUUUCACUCCACUCUCCUCGCAUCACUCCAACGGCUUGUUCGUGAGCAGGUCUACGCCCAUGGGUCGUCGGCUGGCUCACCACGCCGCGCGGAACAACCUGGUCAUGGUCAAGUACCUGGUCGAACGCAGCAGCGAGUCGUUCCUCAACUGCCCGGAGCCAGCAAUGGUGGACCAGCCAGCCAUGAGCAUCUAUCACCGUCGCUUGACACCCGACUACAAGGUGGCCAACCUGCUGGUGAAGCAACAACCGCUGUACAAGGCCGUCGCGGCCGGCGCCAUGGAGCUUGUGGAUUACAUGCUGGAAGCCGGAGCAGACUGCAACAUUUCCAGAACCUCCCCAGCGACGGCGUUGAGCGUGGCGGUGCGACGCUGCGAUCUCGAGAUGGUGCGGCUGCUGAUCGAAAAGGGCGAGGCGGACCCCAACCGCGGCACGCCACCGCCGAUCGUCCUGGCCGUCCAGGCCGAGUACCCGGCGAUGGUCUAUCUUCUUUUGCAGAAGGGCGCGGUCCUCGACACUCCAAAGAGUGGAGGCUGGGCAAUGACCAUCGCCGAGGAGUUUGGCCUCGACUCAAUGAAGAAGCUGCUGAUUGGCCUCGGUGUGAAGGCCGAAUCGAUGCACUCCUCUCCCUAUGCGAGAAAGGGAGUCGAUUAUGAACAGGAAGCUGUAAGAGAGCUCAUGUGCCCCGGCCCCUGGUUUCUGUUUCCGCGGUAG